AGGGACUGCUGUCGUCCAGGUCACCAACCUGUCCUCGGCCGUGAGCAGCGAGCAGAUGCGCACCCUGUUCGGCUUCCUCGGAGACAUCGAAGAGCUGCGGCUCUACCCUCCCGAUAAUGCCCCUCUGUCUUUCUCGUCCAAAGUGUGCUAUAUAAAGUACCGAGACCCCUCAAGUGUUGGUGUGGCGCAACAUCUCACCAAUACUGUUUUUAUUGACAGAGCUUUGAUAGUGGUGCCAUGUGCGGAAGGUGAGUGAAAGUCGUUUUCUUUAAAGUAAUACAAAUGCAAUGUACGAGUUGCUAUGAGGUCCUCCCUUUAAAUUCAACCGUUUGCUGUUUUGGUUGAAUUAUGGGUUGUUGUUUUCUUUUUUUCACAUGGAGUUGUGCCAGUUGGGUAGUCUUGAUUUUUAGCUACUUAUGACACUAGUAUUGUACACAGGUGUCUGGUUGUAUCACCUCUUAAAACCCAAGCCAUCGUAUUCCGGUAGUGCCCAGCCAAGGUUUCUGUUUGCAGUCACAAGGUUGUUUCUAUCAUUAGAGCAGUGAUGAGUGUUUUUGAAGCUGCACUACAUUGCUUUACUCACUGUAAACACUGGAUUAUGUGAGACAAGUAGCUUGAGUAUUUCCUGUAAUAAACUGCCAUUACUUGUUUCAUUGAAAUGACAAAAUAAGUCCAUGGUAUCACAGCUUAAUUAAUCCUUUUCUCUCUUUUUCAUUUUUGGUGCUCCCUUUCUUUUAACUUCCCCCCCUUGUGUACAGUCAAACAAAUGAUAUCACCUCUAACUUGAUGCUUUUUGUCCACGUGACUUGGUGCUGGAUGGCUACUGAGUUUAUUAAUUUGGUUUUGUAUGUUUUUUCUGUGUGAUUAUGUGUGCAUAUCAGAUGACUAGACUGGCCCAGCUGUUACACUACACUAGCCUGAGUCAGGCAUUGUUUUCCAAGCCACUAUCCCCGAUCGGGCCAACGCAGCCUUCAAGGGGGAAUGUGACCAGGAGAAUAGCCUGCUGAGCCUUCCAAGAUGGACACCUUGUCUCUUUUUAUUUAUUUAUUUAUUUAUUUUGGUUUGUUUCCUUUCAUACUUUCCCAUGUUGUCCACUCUUUACUGUCUCUAUCUAGAAAAUAUAGUAUUGCUUAUCUCUAGCUUUGUGUUUAUAUUUGUUAUUUUGGUUUGUUUUGAUUAUUGUCCAACCCCCACCCCCCUCUCUCUUUCUGCUACAGCUGCAGCUUGUGUGUGAUUGAAUUCUGUCCAGGUUGCUACGGCAUACCGGUGGGAUGUGUAUCACACAUGGGAUGCUAGGAGGAUCACUAACACUUUACUCUCUUGUCGCCUACUCCUGUUCAGAUAGUGAGGGGCUAGACAUUAUGAAUUGAUGCAGCCAUUGGGGUUGUCUUGUGUUGCACACCUUUCCAACACUGCGAAACGAUCGCCCCCACGGAAAAGCGCCCAUGCUUGAUAUCGUAUGGUUCAUGACCAAUAUGUUUCCAGUACAGGGAAAAUCCCAGAAGAGGCCAAAGCCUUGUCUCUUUUGGCUCCUGCCACCCCAGCACCUAGUCUGAUUCCUGGUGGGGGGCUGCUGCCAAUUCCUUCUCCUGCUCCCCUUCAGAAUCUGAAUGUCCCUGCAGUGAGUCGACUGUCAGCUGCUCUGGACCCCGCAGCAUCAUCACUCGCCCAGCCCCCCCUCAUGGGAAAUGUGGACCCCUCAAAAGUGGAUGAGAUCAGGAGGACCGUCUAUGUUGGCAACCUGAACUCACAGACCACCAAUGCAGACCAGCUGCUGGAGUUCUUCAAGCAGGUGGGCGAUGUGAAGUUCGUGCGAAUGGCUGGAGAUGAGACUCAGCCGACACGCUUCGCCUUCGUAGAGUUCGUUGAGCAGGAGUCCGUCAACAGAGCCCUGACCUUCAAUGGAGUCAUGUUCGGAGACAGACCUCUGAAGGUGAAUCAUUCCAAUAACGCCAUUGUCAAACCCCCAGAGAUGACGCCACAGGCUGCAGCUAAGGAGCUUGAAAGUGUGAUGAAGAGGGUGAGGGAAGCCCAGUGUACCAUUGCUGCUGCCAUAGAUCCAGCUGACUUAAAGAAACGCUCCUCCAGUAGCUCUCAAAGAUUACGUCGCUCCCGCUCACGGUCAAGAUCCCGCUCACAAUCAAAGAUUCACAGGAAAAGAUCCCGCUCGAAACACAGACCGGCGCCAAAGUUGUUGCCGAGGAAUGACUCCCACAAUCCCUGCAGCAGCCACAGGAGGCGAUCUCGUUCCCGAGACAAGAGACACAGUCGCAGUCGCUCUAGGGGCCAUAGGAGGAAGAGUAAGGAUAGGUCCAGGAGCCCCCGGAGGAAAGCAAGGUCACCCUCACCAAAAAGAGGAAGGAAAGACAAGAGGAGGGAGCGCAGCAGAGACAGGAAAGAACGCUCAACAUCCAGGAAGAGGAGCCGCAAGGACGAGGACAGGAUGAAGAGCAAGGCCAAGCCAAUGAAGGAGCAAAGGGACUACGACCGGGAAGAAAAGGAAGAAUAUGAAAGUGACAGAGAGGACACGCUCAGUGAGGACAUAAUGUCAUCACCCUGCGCCCAGCAUAACGGCAGCUACAAGACUCACAAUGAGUAUGCAUCAAUGGACAGCAACAAGGGACUAUUCCAUUGCCAUGGAAACUAACCCUUUUUUUCAUCAAAUUAUGUCAGCAUCCAUCACAUGAGUAUAACCACUAACAACAGCAUGUUUGUCUCAUCAUCAUCAUCAUCAUCAUCAUCAUCAUCAUCAUCAUCAUCAUCAUCAUCAUCAUCAUCAUCAUCAUCACCAUCAUCAUCACCAUCAUCAUCAUCAUCACCAUCAUCACCAUCAUCCUCAUCAUCACCAUCAUCCCCUGGUGUACAGCCUGAUUUCUAGAGUACAUCGUUGCCAACACAUGGACGCUAUUAUUCAGCUCCUUCUCCAUAUCCCACUUUAAGGGCACUCAAUUUUGGGACAUGCAGCAGAUGCACUUGAUACAAUGUACAAAAUCAGUACAACACUAAGUAGUGCAAGCUUAGGAACACUGCAACAAAAACUGGAAUGUAGACGUGUUGGAUGCAUAACCUGACAUAAAACAGCAAAUGUAGUAAACAUCUUGACCACACCUGGUUGUUCAGAAAGCCUGUUAUGCCUUCAAAAUGAUCAGUAAUAGUGUAGUAGUGUAGUAGGUAUGCAUUUUCUUUAUAAAUGCUAAUUUCUUGCAAAUUAUUCAACCAAAUAAUUGGUUAGAACAUUUCAUUUGAUUUAAAGGUGCCCUGUUAUGCUUUUUGAGGUUUUCCUGCAGUGCGUUAUGUACGUUUUUUUGCAUGUAAAUGGUCGGCAAAGGCUAAAAUCCCCACUAACGGCAAGCUGCUGUUUUCUCAAUGUAUAGACAACUCCCUUGAGCUCUGACUGACUUAUUGCUUGGUUAAAAAAUUGGUGCACCUCUGUUAAAAACGCACUUUUAUGGUUCUCGCCAGAGGGAAUUUCUUUCCCGCACCCCAAAUUAAAAGGGCACUUUUAAAACAAUAAAAUAAAACCCUCUCUCUGACUGAGGUCUCAUGAGGUGCAACUGUUUUUCUCAUAUUCUGCUUCUCGGCCUAGUGUGGCUUCCCCUAUUCUGCUGUUUAUUUACAGAGUGAAAUAAAUGAUAACUUUUAUAGGUGUAAGAACAUGAAGGCCCUGAACACAUUGAAAAAUACAUGAUAAGUUGCCCUUUGUGUGGCGUUAAAGGAAGAUUUGAACAACCAGGUUUGUAAAGUCAUUAUUUCCCCCUGCUCUGCCUCCUGGAACUGGCACGUCCUGCAACAUGCUCGCUGAUGAGACUUAAAGUGUAAUGUGAGAAUGCAUAAUGGUGUAAAACUGUUCCUUUCAACAUGUUGCUUAUAUGUUUUUUUAAAAGAAAAUGUCUCGUAAGGUCUCCAUGAAUACAUUGUUUUAUCAGUGUUCUUUCACGUGCUUUUUUAUAUUUCGGGUUAGUUGCUGAAUAUAGCUGUCACAAUGUUUCUUUGUCCUAUUGUUGUAAUGCUGUGAGAUUAAAAAAAAAGAUUUACUGUUUUUUAAAUACUAAACAAGCCGAUACUGUAAAAAUGAUGGUGGUGUGCAACAUGUGUGUUGGCUCAUAUUGCUCUAAAGAAAGUGAGAGGCAAACAAAGCCUGGAUAUGUCAAAGGUCAAAUAACUGCACGCACAGGAAGGUCAAAAAGUGCCUAGACUCAGAUUGUACAGAAUAUUCUAAUACAACAUGGAGACUCAUUGACAGAUGCAACUUGGAUUUAUUGCUUAGGAUAUAAAAUACCUGAAGUUUGAGAUGUUAUUUAAGUAUCGUCAGCUGUCUUUGGUAAUGAAUAGAGUAGAUUGAGCCUUCAUUAGAUUUUUGUGGAUUUGUCUUUUAUUUCACAAUCUUUUCUUCUGUCGUCUUUAAAUUCGCUGUUUCAUUUUGCAGUAUUGUGAUUGUGUCAAAAAUGUGUUGGCAUCUGGCCCCGCAUUGACAUCAGUGCUUUUAGGAAAGCUUUCAUUUUAAAUGGAAUUUAAAUUCCACUUUUAUGACUUUUACAAACCUAAUAGUAUUUUCUUUUCCUGCUUUUUUUUAUUUACACAAAGCUUCAGUUUGAAGUGGUGAACUCGUGAUAAUGUUACAUAAAAAAACACAAUAACACAAACCGUAUUUUGGAUCCACCAUGUAGAGUCAAUAUUCAUGGUUUGGUUCUGGGAGGUAAGGCACUUAUUGAUAUCUGUGUUUGGGACUUAUUUUAAGAUUGGUGAAAACACUAUUUUUGAAGAGCCUGGAUGUAAGUGGUCCUUCUCAGUUUGAAAAUCCAUUUCCAAAACACUCAAUAAAGACACUUGUCAUUCAGUCA
This is a messenger RNA of Eleginops maclovinus (Patagonian blennie), 4841 nucleotides long. RefSeq names its product splicing regulatory glutamine/lysine-rich protein 1 (gene srek1). The transcript has 12 exons. Gene Ontology annotation, molecular function: RNA binding. Gene Ontology annotation, cellular component: nucleoplasm. Lineage: Eukaryota; Metazoa; Chordata; Actinopteri; Perciformes; Eleginopidae. The record is from RefSeq and is a predicted model, not a curated record. The coding region runs from base 1460 to 2647 and encodes 395 amino acids.